Molecule: messenger RNA, 2975 nt
Organism: Menidia menidia (Atlantic silverside)
Lineage: Eukaryota; Metazoa; Chordata; Actinopteri; Atheriniformes; Atherinopsidae
Source: the annotation of a GenBank genome assembly
UGUGUGUGUGUGUGUGUGUUUGAGGUUUGUCCGUACUGGUGUACAGUGUGGGGUGGGUGCACUCAGAGUGACCAAAAGCAAUCUGCUCUGGUCCAAUCAGCCUCAGUGCCUACCUUCACACAUAAGCGGCAGGGCACUCAGGUCUGUUGGAGCGCGCAGACCUACACAUACACACAUACUUAGACAUUUGUCACAUUCACACACAAACACACACAUUUCACGCACCCUCCCUCUUCAAGGCACCCUGUGCGACCUCUCAUCAUUGGCCAAGUCCCGGAGCCCUCAGCAUCUCCAUCACGGCUGAAGGGACCAUUCGGGAAAGCAGGAGACAGAGGUGGACCAUGAGGAUGAUUGUGCAGCUCGUAUUUGGACUCUUCGUCCUCAAAGCAGCAGUGGCCAGCCCCAGGUUUUCACGACAAGUGGAUUCGGACACAUAUGAUACUGCUAACUAUGACUACGAAGACCAAAUGAUGGUUUAUAACUCUCGGGAAGAAAUGCCUCCACCUGACUAUAACUAUGAGGUGGCUGAGGACUCACUGGAGGAAGAGAAGGAAGUGGAAGAGGAAGAGGAGGAAGGGGAGCAAGGAGAGUUGCACCUAAAAUCCCAACUUGUCCCUCAGGGCUCUGGGGGAUCAGAGGUGGAGCUGCAUCUGCCACCCAAUGAUAUUCUUCAUGUUCCUGGAGAUUUUGAAGGCUCCACAGUCUCAGGAGCAUCUGGGGCCUCUGGGUCUGGAGGCUCAGGCGCAGAAUCCAGUGCCUCUGGGGACAUUAUCCUAAUAUCCAGUCCCUCAAAGGAGUUUUUCAGCUCUGAAGGAUCUGCAGAGUUCUUGUCAUCUGGGGAUCUGUUGAUAUCAGGGGAUUUCUCAGGCUCAGGAGAUACCAUGGGAUCUGCUAUUUCUGGAGCCUCUGGGGACUUUGCCUCUGGAGGUUCUGGGAUUGCCAUUGAGCUCCCCAUUGGCUCUGGAGAGUCAGGGGAACAGUCUGGCUCUGGGUUCUCCGGAGAUCCUUUGUUUUCAGGGGCUUCUGGAAGCUCUGGGGUUUCUGGGGACUCGGAUGAGUCCGGAAUAGGGAUAACUUUAUUAUCUGGAGGGGCCUCAGGAGGCUCAGGGGCCUCAGGGGACUUUGCCUCCGGAGACAUAGAGGUCUCUGGAACCUCUGGGGCUUCUGGUGUCUCUGGCUCUGGAGACAUUGAGGUCCCUGAAAUAACUCUUGUCCCUAAACCUGAUGAAGAGGAGGAGCUGCUUCCAAUCACACCUGAAACCCCUCAGGAGGGGGCUAGCAGUAUAGAAGAGACAGUGAGCUCUGGUUUGCCAGAGCCUGAACAGCCAGAGGAGCCUGAUGAGCCUGUGGUUGACAGACGAGGCAUGCCCACGUGUUUGCUGUGCACAUGCCUGGGCGGGUCUGUGUAUUGUGAUGACUUAAAGCUGGAUAGCGUUCCACCUCUGCCCAAAGACACCACUCACUUCUACGCCCGCUACAACAGAAUCACCAAGAUCAACAAGUCAGACUUUGCCUUCAUGAACAAGCUGAAGAAGAUUGACCUGACUGCCAAUGAGAUAACAUCCAUUGAAGACAGAACAUUUAUGGGCCUGCCAGAGCUGGAGGAACUGGUGAUCCGAGAAAAUCACAUCUCGCAACUGCCAGCUCUACCAGAGACCAUGACUCUGAUCGAUGCCAGCCACAACCAAAUUGGCUCAAAGGGUAUUCUCAAGGAGGCAUUUAAAGAUAUGACUGGCUUGCAGUACCUGUACCUAACAGAUAACACCGUUGACUACAUCCCGGUGCCUCUACCGGACAGCCUGAGAUCUCUACACCUACAGCGCAACAAUAUUCAAAUGAUGCACGAGGACACUUUCUGCAACCUGAAUGACUUCAACUACAUCAGGAAUGCACUGGAGGACAUCCGUCUGGAUGGCAACCCAAUCAACCUCAGCAGGACCCCGCAGGCUUACGUCUGCCUGCCCCGUAUACCUAUCGGGGAUCUCAUUUAGCUAUACAUGUACCUACACUCUUGCACACAACUUCAACUAAAUGCACACAUUUUUGUACAUACUGACAUGCAAACUCACGGUGUUUUCACUACUCAAACAAACCGGCAAUUGCAAUAGUGUGUUACCGACAAGAUGUCAUACAUGCUGCUGAAGUACAUGCAAAACUGUGUGGAAUUUCAAAUUUCAUCCAAAAACCACAUACAAUACAAGAGAGAUUCAGAGGAUCAAGCACAUAUACACAACAAUACUUUCUUCAAACCAGUUCAAAUGCUUUUUGUUGAUGUUUUUUUUACCAGGAAUACACCAGAGACUUUAAAAAUCUUUUUUUUAGACACCAUUAAAUGGCAUGUAUGUUUCUGCAACAUGUCUUCCCAUGACUGGUUAGACUGGUUAGAAAAACCAACCAAUAUACUGUUUAAAUAUGUUUGUUUUGUAAAAAUAAAAAGUAAUAUUAAGAUUAAUGACUAAUCUAACACUUUUUGGAGAUGUAUACUGGCAUAAAGUUAUUGAAGCUGGAGCUUAAUGAAGGUAAUUGAGUAUCUAAUGCAAUAAAAGACGCAUUUAAACACAAUCAUUGGUUGUAAAGUCUGUACUGUAAUAUAAAAAUAUAUAUAUGAAAAGUUUUUAUUUCUUUUUUCUACAUGAACUGCAAUAAUUGGUAUACUACACUUAAAAAAAUGGUGUUUCAUUCGUGCACAAGAGCCGAGACCAAGAACUCUUAUGUGUAGAGUCAAUCAAGUAAAGACUAUUGUUUUGGGGGUGGGUGGAAGGGGGAGGGUUGUUUAUGAUUGUGGAUGGGGUGAAGUAUAGUGCUAAUAGCUCCCUACUGUGUGAUCUGUAUGGAAUAACCACAAGUGAAUAAAGUCGUUUUGAAGACCUCUCCAAACUUGGAGUGGCUCAACGUUUUUAUUGACAAAGCUGAAACAGGUUGUGGAUAUUGUGGACUCUGAUUUCCAUGACGAUGCAGUCAUGGUGGAAACUGCC